Molecule: messenger RNA, 4062 nt
Organism: Cryphonectria parasitica EP155
Lineage: Eukaryota; Fungi; Ascomycota; Sordariomycetes; Diaporthales; Cryphonectriaceae
Exons: 5
Biological process (GO): inositol phosphate biosynthetic process; inositol metabolic process
Cellular component (GO): cytosol
Molecular function (GO): inositol hexakisphosphate kinase activity; diphosphoinositol pentakisphosphate kinase activity; 5-diphosphoinositol pentakisphosphate 1-kinase activity
Source: RefSeq, a predicted model, not a curated record
UCCUCCUUUUCUGAGAACGACAACAAACGUAUGAGCAUCUCAUCGAUCUACUCAUUGGCAUCUGCGAGGGGUGUACCGAGCUCAGCCGCGUCAGCGAAUGGCUCCGACACUGGUUCAGCCGGCACGCCCCGCUCCGUAUCAGGACUCAUGGCGUCGCCUGCAGGCAAACCGGGCGACACGGGCGUAUCCAACGUCACGGUGACCACCGGCAGUCAGGGCUCAAACCGAGGAAAUCUUGCUCCUCGGGAACAACCUCACCAUCACCAUCUGUCCGAUAUUCUUAAGCGGAACCACGAGCAUGGGCAAAUUCCCCGGUCUGAUCCCUCAAGCGCGUCAAGGCCACAGCCCGGUAGAGAGAGGAGUCGUGCCAAGCGGAGGCUCAGCGGGAGUACAGCGGCUAGCAGCCACAGUCCGAGCAGUGAUCGGACUCUCCAUUACAAAGACAAGGAGGAAGCAAAGCCUGCUCCCUUGGGCCUUAUUGGUGUCUGUGCCUUGGACGUCAAGGCGAGGAGCAAACCCAGUCGGAACAUCUUGAACCGACUCUUGGCAAAUCGAGAUUUUGAUGUCAAGAUUUUCGGGGACAAGGUCAUUCUGGAUGAAGAUAUUGAGAACUGGCCCGUCUGUGAUUACUUGAUAUCAUUUUAUUCCGACGGUUUCCCGCUGGACAAAGCCAUCGCCUACACCAAGGCGCGGAAGCCCUUCUGCGUCAACGACGUGCCCAUGCAGAAGAUUCUGUGGGACAGGAGGCUGUGCCUCUAUCUCUUGGACAAAGUAGGCGUCCCAACGCCGCAGCGCCUAGAGGUGAGUCGUGACGGAGGCCCUCGUCUUCUCACCGCCGAGAUUGCGAAGCACAUCAAGGACGUCACGGGCAUAGCCCUGGAUCCCACCCCUACAGACCCAGACAAAAUGAUUCUGCCUCGAAAAGUGGAGCUUGUGGACAACGGAGAUGUUCUCAGUGUCGACGGUGCUCUGCUCAAGAAACCUUUUGUCGAGAAGCCGACGAGCGGCGAGGAUCACAACAUCAUAAUCUACUUUCACAGUAGCACAGGAGGCGGCGCGAGAAAAUUGUUCAGAAAGAUUGGGAACAAGAGCUCCGAAUACGUUGCUGAGCUCAACGUUCCCCGGUGCAUCACUCAACCGGGAGAGAGUUUUCUCUACGAGAAAUUCAUGGAAGUCGACAAUGCAGAAGAUGUCAAGGCGUACACGGUGGGACCCGAAUAUUGCCAUGCUGAAACCAGGAAAUCACCAGUCGUGGAUGGUCUUGUCCGGCGGAACACACACGGCAAAGAGAUCCGCUAUGUCACUAGCCUAACUGACGAGGAGAAGGCCAUGGCAAGCAAGAUUGCUACCGCGUUUGGCCAACGCGUCUGUGGUUUUGAUCUCCUCCGGGCUGGUGGAAAGAGUUAUGUCAUCGAUGUCAACGGCUGGAGUUUUGUCAAGGACAAUGAUGACUACUACGAUCACUGUGCCAACAUUCUGAAGGAGAUCUUUGUCAAGGAGAAGAUGCGACGAGCUGGCAUGACACCACCGAUGCCGUCUCCGGUCAUCACAGACUCCGAUCCCAUGGGGCGGGCUGCUCCUGGUGGGAAAGACAAGGGCUCUAAGGAAACCCCCCUCAUUGGGAUGUUACCUAACCAGAGGGCAGCUCUUCCGGCCUCCAAGACACCCCAGGACACCCGGGUCAUGAGCGCGCCUCCCCCGGAGCCUCCCAAGCUGGAAAGCGGCAACGCCUCCAAGUCUGGGAGUGGCGCCGCAAGCCCUCUACUGCCUCAGCCUCCAGAGCCUCCAGCCAGGAACAGCUUGCCAACGUCCGCACCAGCCACGCUGCCAGCAACGCCGGACUUGCAUGGUCUUGGCGUGGCUGAGUCCGAGAUCCAGACACCCCCUCCACCCCCUCCAAAGCACUCGUGGAAAUUGAAGGGCAUGGUUUCGGUCAUCCGACACGCUGAUCGCACACCGAAGCAGAAAUUCAAGUUCACAUUCCACACCGAACCAUUCAUUGAACUCCUCAAGGGCCACCAGGAAGAGGUACUGCUUAUUGGCGAGCCAGCACUUGCUAGCGUCUUGGAAGCUGUGGAUAAAGCCAUGAAAGCAGGCGGCGAAGACCGCGAGAAGUUGAGGACGUUACGAAAUGUACUGAUCAAGAAGAGCAGUUGGCCUGGCACCAAAGUCCAGAUCAAGCCCAUGUUCCGGAAGAAAAAGACGGACGAGAUGGAGAUACUAGACGAAAAGCAAGCCCUGCCAGAGGUGCAACCUGUGCAGACGAGCGCUGUGGAACAUCAGGGAAACGGGCAGCCAGAAAGCGACUUCUCUGAGAAAGAUGGGAAACCUCGAUUCCCUCCGAAACGCCACGAUUCUUUGUCGGGUGUGACUAUGUCGAAGAUUACAGCUGCCGAGAACGGGCUGCUGCUCGACAAGCUACAGCUCAUUGUGAAGUGGGGAGGUGAGCCAACACACUCUGCUCGGUAUCAAUCUCAGGAGCUCGGCGAGAAUAUGCGGAAUGACCUGGCCAUCCUCAACCGAGAGAUCCUUGACGAAGUACACGUCUUCAGCAGCUCGGAGAGACGAGUCACCACAAGCGCACAAAUCUGGUCGUCUGCCUUUCUGAAUCGGACAGACCUUCCUGACGAUUUCAUUCAGAUUCGGAAGGACCUUUUGGAUGAUUCUAAUGCGGCGAAGGAUGAGAUGGAUAAGGUCAAAAAGAAGCUAAAGGGUCUCCUCCGGAAAGGGAACGAGCGGCCGUCUCAGUUCGCGUGGCCAGAGAAUAUGCCAGAGCCUUCAGAAGUCCAGACACGGGUUGUGCUGCUCAUGAAUUUUCAUCGUCGAGUCAUGCAACACAACUACAGCAAGCUGCACAGUGGCGCCGUCACCUCGCUCACCGCGAUUUCCAACCCAAACAGCUCUGAGAAAUCCAGACAUGGCGAGACUUCGUCUACUUCCAUCCAGUCGCACGCGUCUGCGCUUUCGCAGGCCAGCGCUGUAGCGGACAUUCAGGCCCGCUGGUGCUGUGGGGAGGAUGCAGAGUUAUUCAGGGAGCGAUGGGAGAAGCUCUUCACCGAGUUCUGCGACGGUGAGAAGGUCGACCCGUCCAAAAUCUCCGAGUUGUACGAUACAAUGAAAUUCGACGCACUUCACAAUCGCCAAUUCCUGGAAUGGGUCUUCACUCCUUCCAAGGCCAUGUUGGAGGAGGAAUUCGGAAUCAUUAUCGGGAACAAGGAUGGCAAGUCAAGUUCUAGCCCUAAGGACUCCGAGGACCAGCAGCCAUCUGGCAAAGCGUCCGAGGAUGGCAAGAACGGAGACAAGACCACCAUGAGGGAAGGGGACAAGGAAGAGCGCAGGAUGAAGAAGAUUUUCAGGAAGCCUUCCUGGAAGACUGGUUUGCGUGGUGCUGGCAAAAUUGCCCCAGCGGAAGAGUACUUCAACCUCUGCAAGGGCGACAGCCAGACCAAGGCCAAGACCGAUGCUCGCUUUGAACCGCUACGAGAACUCUACCAGUUGGCCAAGGUUCUCUUUGACUUCAUCUGUCCACAAGAAUACGGCAUCAGUGACAGCGAGAAGCUCGAAAUCGGUCUCCUCACCUCCCUCCCUCUGCUCAGAGAAAUUGUCACCGACCUGGAGGAUAUGCAGGCAUCCGACGAUGCAAAGUGCUUCCUAUACUUCACCAAGGAAUCUCAUAUCUACACGCUACUCAACAGUAUCCUUGAGGGAGGCAUUGAGACGAAGAUCAAACGGAGUACCAUCCCGGAGCUUGACUAUCUCUCGCAGAUCUGCUUUGAGCUGUAUGAGUCUGAGACAAAUCCACCCGAGGCGGCUGGCGGAAGUGGAUAUCCCACUUUUGAGUACAGCAUCCGAAUCACCAUCAGCCCUGGCUGUCACGUCUAUGAUCCGCUGGACGUCCAGCUUGACAGCAAGCACUGCAUCAGCUGUGCACCGAGGCGGAGCUUGACGCCACAUUGCGACUGGAAGACUGUGAUUGACACGUUACGAGCCAAAUUCCAUACAGUUAAGCUCCCAAAGAGCUUCGUGGCCGUAAACCUCUCGGAUGCAUUCUCGUGGCAGAAG